AUGCGCGUCGGCGACGAGGGACGUUGCGCUAUGCGUGGCUCUUGCGGGUCCAAGGAUGUGUUCGGGAAGCCUUUACCUUGCCCUUACGAUGGUCCUGCAUCUGAGAAUGAUGUAGACCGUACCCUCCUCGUCUCACUCUGCGGUGCUGAAUACGCAGAAGGGCCCACAUGUUGUACCACAGACCAACUAGAGACCCUACGCGACAACCUUGGAACAGCAGAGAAUAUUAUCUCGACAUGUCCCGCAUGUCGGAACAAUUUUCGUCACUUCUUUUGCUCGUUCACAUGCUCUCCAAACCAAGCUACCUUCCUGAACGUUACUGCAACCCAGACAUCUCGCACAGAUCAGGAGGCUGUAAAAUCUGUCGAUUUUUUUGUGACAGAACAGUUCGGCGAAGGAUUCUACGAUAGCUGCAAGAACAUCAAGGUGGGCAACAUGAAUGGCUAUGCCAUGGACCUCAUUGGAGGAGGUGCGAAGAAUUAUUCCGCAUUUCUGAAGUUCAUGGGGGACGAGAAAGCCAUGGGUAGUCCCUUCCAAAUCAAUUAUCCACCUACUUCUCCACCGGCAAUGUCACCCUUCAAUACCGUUCCUCGCAACUGCGCCGACAAUGACCUCGCCAGUCGGUGUACGUGCAUUGAUUGCCCUGACGUUUGUCAGACACUUCCAUAUAUCCCGCCACCGAAUGCAGAACCAAUAUGCCACGUUGGCGUCAUCUCAUGCCUGACGUUCGUUCUCAUCCUCUUGUAUUCACUCGCAGUUGCGUCGUUCUUCUUUGGAUACGUGCUACAAGUCACAAUCAAGAAACGCAGAGAAAAGUCGUACGAACGUGUGGCGCUCUCUGCCGACGCUGCAUCCGAACAUCUGGUCUCCCCUCGCACUCAUGCACGUACACUAGUCGGCGCCUCAUCACUCGCACCGUACGUUGACGGAGAAGACUCGACUGGAACACAGUCAGAAUCACGAAAUUUAGGUCGUGGUGCAUCACUAUUGGAUCCCAUAGAGACUGUCCAACCACGACAAUAUCGUCUCAACAAUGUGCUGCGUCGUCUCUUCUACCGUCUUGGCCUCGCCACAGCAUCAUAUCCAUGGCUCACGUUUGCACUGGUAUUCACGUUGAUAGGACUACUUAAUCUGGGUUGGAAGAAGUUCGAUAUCGAGACCGAUCCCGUUCGCUUGUGGGUUGCUCCAGAUUCCGAAAGCAAGCUGCAGAAAGAAUUUUUUGACGAGCAUUUCGGUCCUUUCUACCGUCCACAGCAGAUAUUCGUCACCUCAUCACCCAUCGCGUCGUCUUCGAUCCUUUCAACUGACUCACCCACAAAUGAUUCAAUUAUGGACAGCAAGCCUCCGGUGCUCUCCUGGGAGCAUCUGAAGUACUGGUUCAACGUUGAGGCUGAGAUCCGCGCAUUGCGCUCGUCUCCCAACGGUUAUACCCUAUCAGACGUGUGUUUCAAACCUGCUGGGCCUGAUGGCUUCUGCGUCGUGCAGUCUGUUGCUGCAUGGUUUGGAAACGAUCUGUCAAUGUACGACCCCGGCACGUGGGCCUCACAUCUCCUUACUUGCGCAAACUCACCUGUCGAAUGUCUUCCGGACUUCCAGCAGCCCUUGGGACCACAAUAUGUACUAGGUGGCCUCCCGGCCAGCAAUAGCACAGACAGAUUCUUGGAUGCAGAGGCACUUGUGGUCACCUAUGUCGUUUCAGAUUCACUCGAUCGAGAACAGCAGGAGCGAGCCAUGGAAUGGGAGCGGACACUGCGCGGGUAUCUGCAGAAUCUCGGCGAGCGCAUUCCUGAGGAGGCCGGACUAGAGAUCGCGUGGUCGACUGGUGUCUCGCUCGAAGAAGAGAUAAACAAGAGCACGAACACCGACGUGAAGAUCGUUGUGCUCUCGUACCUGGCCAUGUUCUUCUAUGUGUCAUUCACGUUGGGCAACGGUGCUGGUCUUGGCCGUGAAGACAGUAUCAUAGAUUCUCUAACACGUUGGGCCGCCAAUCUCCCCAGACUUUUCAGGAGCCCCGACAUUUCUGCAUCGACCAUUUCCAUCGACUCUCGCAACACUCCAAGCUUCUUUCCACGGCUUCCUCGCAAACUGUUCGUCGGAUCCAAAUUCACUCUUGGCUUGUUUGGCAUUGCUCUCGUCAUUCUCUCCAUCUCAUCGUCCAUUGGAUUCUUCUCCUUUGUAGGAGUGAAGGUGACGCUCAUCAUCGCGGAAGUGAUCCCUUUCCUUGUUCUUGCCGUCGGCGUCGACAACGUAUUCAUACUUGUGCACGAACUCGACCGACAGAAUCUCCUGCAUGGUCCUAAUGCUGCAACGGCGCCACCAGGCUAUGGAUACACUACACCGUUGUCGCCGACUCAGGGGCGUAGCCGCUCGCAGUUCGAUUCGCUACGUUCGCCUGAGGACUCCGUUGAUGCCGUAUCCACACCGCUGUAUCUGUCCGCUGAAGAACGUAUCGCGAGGACGUUGGCGAAGAUGGGCCCGUCCAUCCUGCUCAGCUCCGUCACCGAGACUGUAGCUUUUGCAUUGGGCGCGCUGGUGCCCAUGCCUGCUGUUCGGAAUUUUGCCCUGUAUGCAGCAGGAAGUGUGCUAUUGAACGCGAUUUUACAAGUGACUGUGUUCGUUAGUGCAUUGGUAGUUGACUUGAAGCGAGUCGAGGCUAGCCGUGUUGAUUGUUUCCCGUGCAUACGAAUGCCAGCCAGAAUUUCGUUACCUGAUGAGCCUCCGUCAGGAGGGGGUCUCGGGACUAUUGCGCGGUUCAUUCGUCGCCAUUAUGCUCCAUUCUUGCUGCGGCCUAUUGUCAAAGGCGUGGUCCUACUGACCUUCGGAGGAGUCUUCGUUGUUUCAAUCAUCUCGAUCCAACACAUACAUCUAGGAUUUGAUCAACGACUGGCCCUGCCAUCAGAGUCCUACCUCAUACCAUACUUCAACAACGUGGAUGCCUAUCUUGACAUAGGUCCCCCUGUGUAUUUUGUGGUGCACGAUGUUGAUAUUGCCCGGCGAUCAGGCCAACAGCAGCUAUGCGGACGCUUCACGACUUGCGAAGACUCGUCAAUAGCCAAUGUCCUCGAGGCAGAGCGGAAGCGGCGAGAUUCGUCAUUCAUCGCUGAACCAACUGCUUCCUGGAUAGACGACUUCAUGAAUUGGCUCGAUCCUCUCAAGGAGAGAUGCUGUCGAGUGCGUAAGAGGGACCCAGGCGUGUUCUGCAGGGACUCAGAGUCACCCAGACUGUGUCAAAUGUGUUACGCAAAUCACGAACCGGAGUGGAAUAUCACUAUGGAUGGGCUGCCUGAGGGCGAAGAAUUCAUGGACUAUCUUCGUCAAUGGCUGAAUUCACCCACAACGGAGGACUGCCCGCUUGCGGGGAAGACCUCGUUUGGAACAGCUCUGUCGCUGUCUCCGGAUGGCGACGAAGUUGUUGCCUCUCACUUCCGCACAUUCCAUACGCCCCUCAAGUCGCAGGAGGACUUGAUCAACUCCUUCGCUGCGGCCCAUCGCAUCGCUGAUGACUUGUCAAAAGAAACCGGGAUGUCGGUCUUCCCUUACUCGCUACACUACGUCUUUUUUGAUCAGUAUGCUCACAUCGUUGCCAUAACUCAACAAAUCCUGGGCCUUGGCUUGGCAGCGGUGCUGCUGGUCACUGCGCUGCUUUUGGGUUCAUGGCGAACAGGAACCAUUGUCACAGGCGUUGUUGCGCUGACGGUUACCAGCGUUAUGGGAGUGAUGGGUGUUUGGGGCAUCAUGCUGAAUGCAAUCAGUCUCGUGAACUUGGUCAUUUCACUGGGCAUUGCUGUGGAGUUCUGUGCACACGUCGCUCGUGCAUUCAUGGGUGCCGGUUCCGGACUACCAGUAGACCAUCCUGCUGGGCAGAAGGAGCGGGAUGAACGCAUGUGGACAGCGUUGGUCGAUGUUGGUCCUUCUGUCAUAUCGGGCAUCACAUUCACGAAACUGAUCGGGAUGUGUGUUCUUGCUCUGACACGCUCUAAGUUCCUAGAAAUCUACUACUUCCGGAUGUGGAUGACCCUGAUCGUCUCAGGUGCUCUCCACGGUCUUGUACUUCUCCCUGUUGUGCUCAGUUUGGCCGGAGGACCAGGGUUUCCUCUCCAGGAAGCUGACGAGGAAUGGAUGUCUCACGCAAUACGAAACGACUACGAGUACACACCAUUCCUUGCAGAUGACGAUUCUAUCACUAGCGAUUGA
Sparassis crispa is the source of this 4194-nucleotide messenger RNA. RefSeq names its product Niemann-Pick type C-related protein. Gene Ontology annotation, cellular component: membrane. The transcript has 7 exons. Bases 1 to 4194 code for a protein of 1397 amino acids. Lineage: Eukaryota; Fungi; Basidiomycota; Agaricomycetes; Polyporales; Sparassidaceae. The record is from RefSeq and is a predicted model, not a curated record.